ACUAAUGUGUGUGCCCUUUCACAAACCAAAGAAAAUUCUGUAUGUUUUCUGAUCUUUCCCUCUCAAAAUAUAAUCAACAAAAUAUCAUCAAAGAAUUGCAAAAAUGGAGAGCAAAUACAAGUUUUUUCAUGGAACACUUGAAGUCUCUAUUUUCCGGGCUACAUCUCACAAGUCAUCUAUUCCCUUCAAGUGUAUUUCAGCAAAUGGAAAACCUGCAUAUGUGACAAUCAAGAUUGAUAACAAGACAGUAGCAAAAACAACACAAGAACGUGAUCGUGUAUGGAACCAAACCUUUCAAAUCCUCUGUGCUCAUUCUCCAAAUACAACUAUUACCAUUACUCUAAAGACAAAGUGCACCACCUUAGGAAAAUUCACUAUUCAUUCUCAUAAGCUCUUAAAUGAAGCAAGUUUAGUUGAGGGAUUCUUCCCACUUUCAACUGAAAACAAGAAGUCAAAGAAGAAACUGAAAUUGCAAUUCAUUUUGUGGUUCAAACCAGCAGAAUAUGAACCAAGUUGGGGAAGAAUACUAGAGAAUGGUACAUUCACAGGAUUCAAAAAUUCCACUUUUCCUCAAAGAGCAAACUGUAGUGUAACUCUUUAUCAAGAUACACAUCACCAACAUACAUUUCAACCACCAUUUCAACAUUCCAAGAGACCCAAAAACUUGUGGGAGGAUAUAUACAGAGCCAUUGAGGGUGCAAAGCAUUUGGUUUAUAUUGCAGGCUGGUCUUUCAAUCCUAAUUUGGCCCUGGUCCGUGAUCCUAGUACAGAAAUUAUGCAUGCAAAAGGAGUAAAGCUAGGCGAAUUGCUUAAGCGCAAAGCAGAAGAAGGUGUGGCUGUGAGGAUCAUGCUUUGGGACGACGAAACAUCCUUACCAAUCAUCAAGAACAAAGGAGUAAUGAGAACACAUGACGAAGAUUCUUUAGCUUAUUUCAGAGACACAAAAGUAGUAUGCAAAUUAGUUCCCAGAUUACACCAUAAACUCCCCUCAUUCUUUGCACAUCAUCAGAAAGCAAUAACAGUAGAUUCAAGAAGUCAUCUAUCUUCAACUAGUCGAGAAAUCACUAGCUUUAUCGGUGGUUUAGACCUUUGUGAUGGUCGAUACGAUACAGAAGAACACUCCUUGUUUAAAACUCUCAACACAGAAUCACAUUGUUACGAUUUCUACCAAACGAGUCUAUCUGGUGCAAGUCUACACAAAGGAGGGCCGAGAGAACCAUGGCACGAUGCUCACGCUCGUGUAACAGGACAAGCAGCUAUGGAUAUACUCAACAAUUUUGAACAAAGAUGGAAUAAGCAAAUUGGCCCUUCUUUGCUCAUUCCUAUAAGAUCCAUUCCAGAACUAAACAAUCAGCCAAACAUGGCUUCUACUGAUCGCGAUUGGAACGUUCAAGUCUUUCGUUCAAUUGAUCAUGUCUCAGCAUGCCCUUUGCCUAUGAACAUGCCAAUUGAAAGAAGCAUUCAUGAAGCUUAUGUUGAAGCAAUAAGGCGGGCUGAUAAAUUUAUUUACAUAGAAAAUCAGUAUUUCAUCGGUGGAUGUCACCUUUGGGAGCAAGAUCAACACUGUGGCUGUAGAAAUUUAAUUCCAAUAGAGAUUGCACUAAAAGUUGCAAACAAAAUCAAAGCUAAAGAGCGAUUUGCUGUGUACAUUGUGAUACCAAUGUGGCCUGAAGGAUUGCCAGAAAGUGAUUCAGUUCAAGAUAUAUUGCAUUGGACUAGAGAAACAAUGAAAAUGAUGUAUAAAUUUAUAGGUGAAGCAAUUAAAGAAAGUGGUGAGCCAGGACAUCCUAGAGAUUACUUGAAUAUCUUCUGCCUUGCAAACAGAGAAGAAGAGUUCAAGGGAGAGUUUGUUCCUCCUUAUUCUCCACAUCCUGAAUCACAAUAUUGGAAAGCUCAAAAGAAAAGAAGAUUCAUGGUUUAUGUCCACUCUAAGCUCAUGAUAGUGGAUGACACAUACUUAUUAAUUGGUUCUGCCAACAUAAACCAAAGAUCCAUGGAUGGGCAACGAGACACAGAGAUUGCAAUAGGAUGCUAUCAGUCGAAAAGUGAAGAAAGUGACAUUGAUCAAAGAGACAUUCAUACAUAUCGCAUGUCAUUGUGGUAUGAACAUACUGCACAAGCAGAACAAGCAUUCCAAGAGCCUCAAAGCUUAGAAUGCGUGCAGAAAAUCUGUUCUAUCGGAGACCAAAUGUGGAAGAUUUACGAUCAAGAUGAAGUAGAAGAUAUGAAGGGUGUUCAUUUGGUCACCUACCCUGUGAAUGUAACUGCAGAAGGUCAUGUAGAGGAUCUAAUGGAGAGAAAUGGUCAUUUUCCAGAUACAGAAGCACUAAUAAAAGGGAAGAGAUCAAAAGUUUUAGCACCUACAAUUACUACAUAGCUGGAAAACCACAUGAGUUGGAAGCUUGGAACCCUUUGUCCAAUGAUUUGUACAUGCUGAAUAGUGGUAGCAGGUUUCUUUAUAAGUUUAAGUUGAUUGUAAAACUACAAAGAGAAGAAACAUCAGUUUCUUGUGACUACAGACAUUAGCAAUGCAAUAAAAGAAAAGAAAAACAAUAGCAAUAGUCUUGAACUCA
Molecule: messenger RNA, 2573 nt
Organism: Nicotiana attenuata
Lineage: Eukaryota; Viridiplantae; Streptophyta; Magnoliopsida; Solanales; Solanaceae
Product: phospholipase D alpha 4
Exons: 4
Coding region: 104-2377 (757 amino acids)
Biological process (GO): phosphatidylcholine metabolic process; phospholipid catabolic process
Cellular component (GO): plasma membrane
Molecular function (GO): D-type glycerophospholipase activity; calcium ion binding
Source: RefSeq, a predicted model, not a curated record